Haliotis rufescens (red abalone) is the source of this 1787-nucleotide messenger RNA. RefSeq lists its product as uncharacterized. The coding region runs from base 610 to 1668 and encodes 352 amino acids. The record is from RefSeq and is a predicted model, not a curated record. Lineage: Eukaryota; Metazoa; Mollusca; Gastropoda; Lepetellida; Haliotidae. The transcript has 2 exons.
AUAAGUAGAGGAUAUUAAGGCCAGACACGGCACCUAAAAUUGACAUAACUGCUUCAAUAUGUCAAAAUCAAGAUUUUGAUUUUUUUCGCAUAUAUAAUACAUGUACUUUGUGAUGCAACAUGUUUUUUACGAUAUUGUGUACAUUUACUGAAUAAAAAACGUUAUUAAAAUCAUAAUGUGUGGUAUUGUUUUUAAAUAUGAUCGUAAUCAACGUGGAAAAACCUGAACUUUCACUCAUGACAACGCCCCCGUAGCUGUAACGAACCCCUUCAUGUUAUACAUCGAUAGAAAGCUGAUCGUUUCCGCCAUGUUUCUGUGCAAAAACAUUCUAAAAAUAGAUAUUCCACGUGAGGCUAUCGUCACUUUUCCCGCGAGUGAUUUUGUACGUAAACUACCAUUUAAGGAGAAAUAUCCCAUAAUGCAACAUUCGGGAAUAUUCGUUCGAUCCAAAUAAAGUAAAACGUAUCCCACAAUGCACCAUUCGGCUUAGCAACAAAACUUCGGCCUUUUCCGGUAGGUAUACAAAAUGGCGGCUGCUCAGCGAAAAGUUUGACAGGUAAACAUCGUUUUUGAUAUUUUCUUGACUGAAAAUUGUUGUAUUUUUUAAAAAUGAGGGCAAAACACGGGGCACAACACGCCUAUGGUAAGAAUAAGAGGCGAAGGGCAAGUCAGUUGAAGGAGGCACGUUCGAAAUGCGGUGUUAGAGUUACGACCCGUGUUGACAGCGCGAUCGACCCUGUGUCAGAUUCUGACAGCUUUGACGUUUUGGAUACAUCGGAAUCAUCCGGGGACCACGCCGUUGAGGAAAAAAUCCCCGUUGGAGACAAUGAAGAUGGUGACAGCAAAACCCACAAGGCAAUCAACGACCUUCAACCCUAUGGACCAGACAUCAGUAUUGACAAGGAAGACUGUGUUAACCAUGCUCAUAAAAGGAUGGGCACUGCUCUUCUGAAAUUGUCAAAAGAGUUGAGAUUGGGUGGUAGGGGCAAAGGAAAGCUGACUAAAGACAAAGCUCUUAAAUUUCAGUAUUAUUACCGCUUUGCCAUCACUAACAAUGUUGGUAACAUUGAUGGUACAAGGAAUGCAAUCUGGGCAAGUUUGUUUCAUUGCAUGUCAACCGAUGAUUCUCCCCAUCACACUAGAUGUCCCACUGGUCCCUCAAGUUGGUGUUUUUAUAAUAGAGCACUGGCUAAUGAUCUUGAGCCUCCUGCUCACGCAGACAACAUCAGACAUUUUCUCGAUGCAGAAAUUGCAGAAAAGAUGGUACCUGUGUAUCAAAGAAUGUCUGAUGAAAACCUCCUUAAGAGGAUGGUGAAAGGCAAGACACAGAAUGCUAAUGAAUGCUUGCAUUCCGUGAUCUGGUCCCGUUGUCCGAAGACCGUCUUUGUGGGUGCAAGGCGGUUGCAUCGGGCAGUGGCGUCUGCAAUAGCUUCGUUCAAUGAGGGUACUUGUCACAUUACUCAGGUAAUGAACAAGCUUGCAAUAGAAGCUAAUGAAAUAACAGCAGCUUCUGUUGAAAGACUUGAUAAUGUGAGAACCCUCAAAGCAAGGAAGCAAAGCCAGGAGACAUCUAAGAUGGAACGUAGUGAAAAGUGGGAGGCUAAAAAAAGGGACCGAGUUCAUGUUGAGGCAGCUGAAGGCUUGUUGUAUGGUGCUGGGGAGUUUUAAGUCCUGUUAUUUCUUUGCACAUGCAUUGUUUUAUGUAUCUUGAAUACAUCCCAUCAGUAAACUAAGAUUUUGUAAGUGUUUAAUAGGUGCUUUAGGAAGAAAACCAUAUACAAACUUAU